AUGCUUUCAUCUUUCCUUGAGCCUGUUACACCAUUUAUCAAUAAGUCAGGAAAUCAUCAUCAUGAUCAGGUGAUAUCUCUCUUCAUUUGUUCAGUGUGUGUUCAUAAGAAACCAUCAGUCUCUUCAUAUCUAUCUAUCGAUUUAUCUAUCUUCAUAUCUAUCAAUCUCAGUCUCUUCAUAUCUAUCAAUCUCAUCUCUUUAUAUCUAUCUAUCAAUCUCAGUCUCUUUAUAUCUAUCUAUCAAUCUCAGUCUCUUUAUAUCUAUCUAUCAAUCUCAUCUCUUCAUAUCUAUCUAUCAAUCUAUCUCAGUCUCUUCUUAUUCAUUAUUCACUCUCUGUCUCUUCAUGUCUAUCUAUCUAUCACAGUCUCUUCAUAUCGCUCUACCUCUCUGUCUAUGCCCACCUCUUCAUAUUUAUCUAUCUAUCUAUCUACAUCAGCCUUUUCAUAUCCAUCUAUCUCAUUUUUUGGUAUCUAUCACACCAUUUCUUUUUUGUUAGCUACCCCCGCACUCCCUAAUUUCCCCCCAGCACACCACCUUCCUCCAUUGCUCCACCUACCUAGCCCCAGCCACACACUGUGCUGUGGUCCUUAUCUAGUGGCUUGCAAAGUUGCCAGACAAUAUUUUCUCUCUCUUUUUCUCUUUCUCUCUCUCUCCUCCAUAACAUAA
This is a messenger RNA of Acanthosepion pharaonis, 666 nucleotides long. The record is from the annotation of a GenBank genome assembly. NCBI's taxonomy places the organism in Eukaryota, Metazoa, Mollusca, Cephalopoda, Sepiida, Sepiidae.